Molecule: messenger RNA, 3889 nt
Organism: Vitrella brassicaformis
Lineage: Eukaryota; Vitrellaceae
Source: the annotation of a GenBank genome assembly
CAGGGACUCCCACGUCUCUCUGAUGUCUCAUCAAGGAGUGAGAACACACUAUAUGCAAUGAUGGUAACGGCCAUUAGUCCCCUAGCUGCGUCCUUCCGUCCGUCCAUCCAUCCGAGUCGCUAAAUGGCCUCAUGCACUCACUCCUCUCUUCACACAUCCUUCACUAACACAAGCGCCUGUUACAAUCCAUCGAUGCGGAUGCGGCCGUCGCCAAAAAGUCCCUCCCACCACACGGAGGCAGGCAGCGCACACUCUCGUUUGCUCGCUCGCUCGCUCAUUCACUCAUAAAGCCCAGAGAGACAGAGAGACCGAGGCAGUCAUUGAUUGAGGUCAGCUGGGGAAGGGGAGACAAGAGAGGGAGGUAGCUUGUCAGCUUGUCAUGGUUGGCAUAUAUGCGUCGCAUAUGGACGCACAUGGACCGACCAAUCAUUCCACACAUGGAGGAAGGGAUGGUCAAUCGAUGGAUGGGAUGCGUCGGACCGGUGGAGGCAUCAUGUAUUGUAUUUGUGUGGAAGUGGGGUGGACGGAUGGACGGACGGGCUGACGCUACGCAUGGAUGAAGCGCCACACAAAAAAUAAAUAGCCCAGGGGUCACGUCACCAAAAAGUGUUCAUAUACUCUGUAUAUAUAUAUAGUGGGGAGGGAUGGAUGGAAAAAACGAUCAGACAGCCACCUGCCUCCCUCCCUCUCCCCCGUCUCUCGCACGAGCAAGCAAGCAUGGGAGGGCGGGCCGCGUGUAUGCAUCAGGCAGCAGCCACCACCGAGGCGAGGCAGUGUCCAAUCGCCCACCGAAACAUGAUCUGAUCAAUCAACCAAUGGUGGUGAUCCGAAAUUACGCACAGCCAGGCAGACAGCUGACAGGCGUGCAGACGACAUAAAACGCCCCAACAUCAAUCAAGAGGUCAUCCGAAUAAAGCAGCAUCCCGUCCUCUAGGCAUCCCGGACCCCUUCAUGUGUCUGAUUCACCCCCUGCCUCUCUGUGUGUCCAACCCUGACAGCGGCAUGCAGCAGCCGGCCUGAGACGAGCUUCGCGCCUCCAUGGAGGCUGCGGUGGAUGCACACGUGUCAAUGGGCUGAAGACCAUGGGUGGGUGGGUGGAUGGAUGGAUGGAUGUCCACUGCACGGACACACGGUCCGCCGCUUAGUCUUUCAAAAGUAGAUAGAUAUGCCACAAACAGCACAAUCAAUCAACACAAAGAGACAAGCGGGCAGACAGAGCCAACGAACAAAAACAAAUCCCCCAGACAGACAAAAGAAAGCAGUACCCAUCCCAUCCCGCCAGCAAGAAAAGCCUUGCUCGUAUACACGCCCAUACGGAUGUGCAGUGCACCCCUCCGUAUGUAUAUCUAUCAUGAUGCGCCGGGUGCGCCCAUGAGCUUGGCGACCCUCUUCUGCAGCCGCCCCCUAUAGGGUAGCUGGAUCGGCGUCCUGUUCUCGGGGAAGUCGAAGUCGAUCGUGUCAAUGUCCCAGUCACGACCAAACAGCAGCUUCGCGUCCCAAUCCACACCUACACCACCCGGCGGCUCACCCACCCUGAUGCGCACGUCGCCGUCAUCGCCGGGGGACGAGAUGACCGAUGCGGCCUCCAGUAUCGCAUCUGCGUCGAGGUGCGCAAACCGUGAGUCCACUGCUGCAGCUGCGUCGCUGGUGGGGGGGUGGAGGUGGACAGGGAGAGGGAGGGGGAGGGGGAGGGGGGCUGCAGCUGCAGCAGCAGGUGCUGCUGGUGGCGCCGUGUUGAGAAUGUGGCCGUCCCCGUUGUCACCUUGGGCAUGUUGGUCUUGAUCGUAGCCGUCUGCCGCUUGCGCAUCCAAGUCUGGCUGUGCCGCCUCAUCAUGCCCUCCCGCUUCUGGUGGAUCUGUCCCUGCUGUCCGCAAUGCGCUGCUGUGUGGGUAUGGCGAGUGGUGCAGCCACUCGGCCGUCGAUGCCAGCGUGAAUGUCAUCAGGAUCUCGGAUAACGAACACAUCGCGAGGCACACUGCAUCGAGCACACACCACAUUGAGGCGUUCGUUUGUCUGUGCAGCACGUGUGUGUGUGUAUGUGUGUGUAUGUGUGUGUGUGGCUGCUUACCAGCGACGAGGGUGAAUAUUGCGAUUGCGAUAGAGGUGGCGCCCUGGCGCGCCACGACACCAUAGCAGAGGAAGCCCGUAAGGUAGGUGGCGACCAACGCCACCAUUGCGAUCGCCACCGAACGAUUCCGAACCCAGGUUUCCUUACCCUGCCACACAACACAACGUGUGUGUCCGUGACUCGACUCCCACACUGACUGACUGACUGACUGACCAUUCUGCACAUUUCGGCCCUAAACUCCCAGCAAGUCCGCGGCCAGAGCCAGAAAAAGAACACAAACGGGUUAAAGCCCCCGUACACCAGCAUCAACGUGGACCUGAACACACAGGCACACACAACACAACACAACACAACACAGCACAACACAGCACAUGCAGCCAUGCACGGACGCAUGAAGGCCUGUCUCUGUGCGUGCUGCGAUUACCAGUAAAACGGAAACGCAUCCAACGGCUCAGAAAACUGACAUACAUACAUCACACCCGCCCUCUUUCUCCAUCUCAUCUCCUCUCCCCGCCCCCUCUGUGUGUGUGGUCGGGUCGGUGCGUACCCUACCCUACCCGUGCACAUUUGGACGCCUGUGGGUUGCGAUUGGCGAAAGUGAAGCACACAUGUGACGCGUACGCCACCAGCGCGCUGACGAUGCCCAGCCCGAAAACCAGCCCGCUGGCCGGCCACAGCCACCCCAUCGUCGCCAGCACGCCAAACACCAGCUGCAGCGUCGACGUCACCCACCUGCUGAGCGGACGACGCAGGAACCCACCACCGGCCACCGACGUGGUCGUCUUGUUGGUGUGCUUCCACGGCCUGUUGCCAAGUCGGUAGUGCAGGCGGGCCCAGCGGAUGAGCGUGAAGGCGAGCAGCAGGAUGUUGGCUGCAGCCAUGCCUGUCAGGAUGAUCAGCAGGACCAUCGUCCACACGUCAUGGUGGGGCGAAAAUAACCUGAGGAUCGAUGAGCGUAACCAUACACAAGCAGGCGCAGAGAACGGGAUUCACCGUCUGUCUGUCUGUUUGGUUUGCGGGCGGAUUGGGUGUUGGCUGGCUACCUUGCGAGCAGUAGGACGAAUGGUACGAUGAUGUUGGUGGCCAUUCGUGUGGUGAAGGUGAAGCAGCACAGCUCCAGCGUCACGAACAGCGCCUUCAUCUCCAUGAUGCGAUAGUAACGAACACGACGGCCCCACUCUACACACACACAAUACACAGCACACAGCACACAACACACACACACAGGUGAGUGACCCAAGGUAGGCAGGCAGGCAGGGAGGCCAGGUGUGUGGAGCUGAGCUCAGGUCGGCGGCUGACCCUUGACGAUGUGGUGCCACUUGACGGGCAUCUUUUCGUCCCCGUCGAGCUGGUGCAGGAACCGGUUGAAGUCCAUGCUGCACUGCGACAGGCUCAGCACGUCCCGUGACGUCAGAUGCUGCAGCAACACCAGACCCACACCCUCCAUCCGACACAGCUGCGUCAGCGGCUGAGACCCGCUGCUGCCGCCGCUCCCCUCGUCCCGCAUCAUGUCGGCAAAUGAGGUACUACUGCGCAUCACAAUGGACGAGGGGACAUCAGUGGAGGGACAGCUGGAGGCGGUCCGUCUCAGCCCGACCCAGCGCCACCACGAGCGGGUGUUCCUCUUCAUCGCCCCGACGCAUUGGUUGGCCUGCCGGUCCAGCCACAGCUCCUUACCGAUGAUUUCGGGAGGGGGAGAAGACGCGUCCUCAGACGAUGCAUACUCAUUCUUUCUAGCAGAACACCGGGGCACCCCGAAGAGCUUCAUGUCUGUAGCCCGAUGCACACAUACAAUCUUGCCGUUCUCUGCGUCCCAGAUCC